AAUCAAAAUUAGCACAGCUCUUCAGUUUAAGUGUAAUGAUGUCUGUUUUCAGGAGCCUGUUUAAAAAAUAUACUUGUUCUGUUUGUACUGUCUCUCUUUAUGCUUUCACAUUUAUAGGUCUGGUUAUUUAUAAAAGUAAUUUCCUUCUCUAUCUGUUUAACUUUUCAUGUUUGGUUGUGUAGUUUCUAUUUUCACUAAUUCGUAUUUAGGUGGUUUUACAGACUGUGUUUGUGCAUCCUUCAGAUUUGCUCCUUCAAAUAAAGUAAUGUGUUCUAUAAAAGCUCAAAAUAUAUGUAAUUAAAAAUGUUCCUUUCUUAAAAGUUAUGAUGGUAUCAGAUGAUAAUGUCAUGGUACUGAAAAAAUUACCAUAUUCAUGUACUACAGUUUGUCAAUUGAACCCAGUGAUAACUUAAUACUAUGGUACAUGUCAUGUUGGAAGGAAGUACCAUGGAAUAUAUCAAAGUACGGUAUAUUCCAGAGGACUUAUUUGUGAGGUAUAUAUGUUCAAAAACAUUAAUAUUAUGGUACUCUAAGAUACACUUGAGUACUGACUACGAGUACUGAAUUUUGACAUGUAACAUGAUUCUUAUUGAUUACCAUAUCCGUGUACUAUGAUAUAUGGCAUUCAAAGGUACUUUAAGGAAUAGCGUGGUAUUUAAAUCCACGAUACCUUUAUAUAUACCGUAAUAAUGACCAAUUACCGUACCGAUAUAUACCGUAAUAGUGACUGAUUACCAAAUUUAUGAACUGGUACUAUUUUAAAAAACACCAAGUUACCGGCCUUACAACAUAAACCACAAAAAAGGGGUUUAAAAAGUACGGUUUCGUUACUGUCAGGUUAAAUUCUUGCCUUCAUUAUUUUGUUAAUUCUACUGGAUGACGAUUGCGCGCCUCCGCCCCUUGAUCAGCGGCGCGCUCCAGGCUUCCUUUUGUCCAACUGGCCACCUCAGUGGAACAAUCCAUUCUGGAAGAGAGGGGAGAACAGCUUUGUUGUCUUUCCUAAAGUUUUACUUAACACAACAAUACAGCGCUGCUAUCACAUCCGGUGGAGACGACUACAUUCGAUUCUAAGUAUUUUGUAAUGCAUCGAUAUAGCUCGUAAAAAUGUCCUCGACCGCGUUUGGGUAAAGAAAUGCCACCCGCAAGUUGUUUUGGGAGCGGCGAAGAACCCCUCAGUUCUCCCAGCGAGCAGAGAGAUGAGAUGGGCGGGAGAACACGCGGGGACGAUGCUGCUGUUCCGGGGAAUCUGCUCGAUUUGAGUCUCCUGUCUGAGUAAAUUGUUUUUGGAUGUCACAGUAGUGAAAGUAUGUAUCUGUGCGGGAUUUGUGGAGUUGUUUGAGGACACGCUGGACAUAUCUUCCUCCUCCUCCUCCUCCUUUGGCUCUUUAUUGGGGUUCUCCGCUCUAACGGCUCUCAGUCUCUGGCGUCUGGUUGCGCUUUCGCGAAAUCCAGAUUAUUAACACACUAUUGCGAAAUCAAACCAGGAUGUAAGGAAAAGCGUUGAUGUGGGAAGGAACUUUGGAAACGCAUCCUGAUCCAAACACGGAGCCCUGCUGGUCCCUCCCGCCUAAGCUGGAGAUAGGGAUGGUGUGUCAGGACCCCAGUGGGUUCGGAAAUGCGCCAUGUUUGUGAGAGCGAUGAGCCUGGCAGACAUGUCCGGUUUCUUGCCCAGGGGGGAGCAGCUAGCAAUAAAGGCUCGGAGCACUGAUAAUCUGGACAGUUCUGGGGAGCCUGGGACCCGAUCAGUGGGCACCACUGCCAACUUGAAGGGGAAGAUGAGCAAAAGGCUUUCUGUUGUGAAAGGUCACUUCCCCAAGCUUGUUGACUGUGCCCACUUUCACUAUGAAAAUGUGGACUUCGGUUCUAUCGAGCUUCAGUUUGCCAACGAGCAGAGCGAUGCCAGCUGGACCUCGGGCAGUGCCAAAGACCUGGUUUUCCUUGUGCAGGUGUCCUGCCAGGGUAAGACAUGGAUGGUGCGGCGUUCGUAUGAAGAGUUCCGGACGCUGGACGCCCACCUGCAUCAGUGCAUUUACGACCGCCGUUACUCACAGCUCUUGGUCCUGCCCGCCCUCUGUGAGAUCGGAGAUCGGGUGGAGAUCUUCACACCACUGUUGUCGGAGUAUCUGAACCGUCUCUCCAUGAUUGUGGACAAUAAGCUGAACUGUGGGCCGGUUCUCUCCUGGAUGGAGAUUGACAACCAUGGCAACAGGUUCCUGCUGAAAGAAGAAGCCUCUUUAAACGUCCCCGCCAUCGCUGCUGCUCACGUCAUCAAGCGCUACACUGCCCAGGCUAGCGAUGAGAUCUCCAUUGAGGUUGGUGAUAUUUUGUCAGUGAUUGACAUGCCGCCCAAAGAUGACACCACGUGGUGGAGAGGAAAGCAUGGAUUCCAGGUUGGCUUCUUUCCCAGUGAAUGUGUGGAAUUAAUCAAUGAGAAGUUGCAGCAGUCGGUCAGUGCUCCUGUCAGUAAGCAAGAGGUGGAUAUGUUGAGCUCCAAACCUGCCGUUACCAACACGACUGGACCUUCCUCUCCAACAUCAGUUCUUCAUCCUUGGUUCCUAAGCCUGGCUGUGUCCAAGAAACAUGGCAAGCUGAUGGGCUUUCUGCGCACCUUCAUGAAGUCCAGACCCACCAAACAAAAGCUGAAGCAGAGGGGAAUCCUGAAAGAACGAGUGUUCGGCUGCGACCUCGGCGAGCAUCUCCUCAACUCUGGUCAAGACGUGCCGCAGGUCCUAAAGAGCUGCUCAGAGUUCAUAGAGAAGCAUGGUGUGGUGGAUGGCAUCUACAGACAUUCUGGCGUGUCCUCCAACAUACAGAAACUCAGGCAUGAGUUUGACAGUGAAAAUGUUCCGGACCUGACGAAAGACGUGUACAUGCAGGAUAUUCACUGCGUUGGCUCGCUGUGCAAACUCUACUUCAGAGAGCUGCCCAAUCCUCUGCUCACGUACCAACUCUACGACAAGUUUGCUGAAUGUAUGGGAGAGAUGACAGAUGAAGAGAGAAUGAUGAAAGUACAUGAUGUUAUCCAGCAACUUCCACCUCCUCACUACCGCACUUUGGAGUACCUCAUCAGACACCUGGCCCGUUUGGCCACCUGCAGUGGAGAGACUAACAUGCACAUUAAGAAUCUGGCCAUCGUCUGGGCCCCCAACCUGCUCAGGUCCAAAGAAAUUGAGGCAGCAGGUUUAAGCGGUGCUGAUCCAUUUAAAGAAGUGCGCAUUCAGUCCGUGGUCGUGGAGUUUCUUCUCAGCAAUGUGGAAGUUCUGUUCAGUGACUCUUUCACUUCUGUUGGACGCUUCAAUGCAGCACGACAGUCUCUGACCAGGCCCAAGUCGUUUGUGUCCACCAGGCUUCUGUCUCUGGAGGAGGCACAGGCUCGCACACAAGCUCCUCUUCUCCUUCAGGGAUCUCCUCACCAUGCUAUCGGCCAGUUUCACACUGUACUGGACCUGCCUGCCGACAAGAGGAAAAGAGGGAUGAAGGUCCGGAAGUCAGCAGGCGGGAGCUGGAAGACGUUUUUUGCCAUUGGAAAACCUGGAGCUGCAGGUCGACGUAAACCUACCAGGAUCACCUCUCUGUUCCAGCCCACUACUUCUCAUGCAGGUUGCAGGGUGGACAGUGUGACUCUCAGGUCAGCAAAGAGUGAGGAGUCCCUGUCCUCUCAGCACAGUGGAGCAGGUCAGGGGAAGAUGCAACGCUUACGAAGACCUCGCUCCAGCAGUGAUGGUCUGUCUCUGGCUGCUUCUGUUGAUCCGCAGCUCCUUCCCCAGCACUCCCCAUCUAGAAUCCAUCCGAGCCGCUCUUACGACAGCUUGCUGCCUGAGGAAAUGCGUGAUGCUGAUGAGGAAAAUGAAGAUGAAGAGGAUGAGGAGGGUGUGUACAUGUUGCCUGAUUUCUCCCAGGAACCACCCACCUCAUGGAUGGCAGAAGAUGUCAUUGACUUUAGCCCCACCUUCCUGGAAGAUGGGCCAAUAGGGUUAGGGAGCACGGCUGUCGCUCCUAGCGGCAGGGAGUCCCCUCCUGCAUCUGCACCCCCUCCGUACCGUUGUCUGAGCCAUCAAGGCUAUACCCGCUCUGGUAGCCAGCGCUCAAUCACAGAAGAUCCAGACUCAGUUCUCAACCAAUCAGAGGCUGCAGCCCGUCGGAGUUUGAUCCUGGCUGCAGCAGCUCCGCCUCAGCAAGUGUUCUGUCAACACAGGCCAUCUGCAGUCACUAAUGCUCCCUCAAGCACAGCCCAGCAGGGCGAGUCAAACCUAAGCCCAUCCCAUAGCCAGACGCCAGCUCCAGCGGCCUCUGCACCCCCUACUCAGCCCCCUCAGGAGAGGCGUUCCUUUACACGUAAAAUGGUUCAUGCACUUUCACCUAAAGCGCCCAAAUCCCCCCCUCUGGACAUCUCGGAUCCAAUCUCCAUCAGUGUACCUGCUAAGGUUCUGGAAAUGAUUGGUGGACGAGCUGGUGAAUUGCAACCUGGACUUCCAAGCAGUGGACCGUCUCAGCCACCCCAGAUGAUAUCUAUGCUCCUGAGGUCGUGUGACUUUCAGCUCACUGAGAGCUGCCAGCAAGAGCUCAACAGUAAGUUGGGCCCCAUCGCCAAGAUCAAGGGUCCUAGUAUCUUGGGUCCCACUGGUGUUCCUCUUCCAUCACAGCAGCCCCCUCCUCCUCCCCCCAAGAACCCUGCACGCCUUAUGGCUCUGGCUCUGGCUGAAAGUGCCAACAAGGCACUUCGGCAAGGUGCCUCUCCCCCAUACCGCCCCCGUCAGAGUGGAACCUCCUCUGAGACAGACGUCCGCUUCCAGAGGUCCCUCUCUGCUGAUGCAGGAGCUCUGCUGUCUUCUGAUCCUAAUCAGAUCUACUCCACUGUGCGCCCCUUGUCUGUGUGGAAGACUGAGGGUGAUGAUCAUGAUGAUGAUGAUGAUGAUGAUGAUGAUGAUGGUGGAACUGCUGUUGAAAAGCCUGCAGACAAAUCACAUGGUACAGAUCCAAGGUCACCACCUGGACAGGACACUGGAACUCUCUCUUCUGACAGCUCAGUCUCUGAUUCUGGGACAUCUAAUUCUGAGUUGUCAGCUGCCAGUUCCUCCGAGGACAAUGAGCGAACCCCAAGCCCCAUUUACAAGAACGAAGAGCCAACUUCUCCAGCGCAGCCCUUAAAAUCCAGCCCACCCUCCUCCAGCGAAGCCAUCCCUUCCCAGAGAAAACCCCCAGCGUAUGGACGGCAAUUUUCUGCACCACAGCUUCAGCAGGAGAAAUCCAGUGGCCACUCCAAGCCUGCAGCCCAGCCACACACUCAGCUCCUGCACUCCAAGUCAGAGAGCUCUCCACUGGCCCAGGUACGAGCCUUCCAGCCCACCCGCCCUAAAGUGCCACCCAAGCCCCCUGAUCUUGCUCCCUUAAGGGCUCCACUCUCUCAGACUGACCGGCAUGAUCACAUGCGUCGCUCCUUGGAUGCCAGUCGUAUUCGACGAUUGGCAGGACCUCCACAAGGGAACACACCACUUUCCAGAGCUUUCUCUGAGCGCAUCAGCAGUACCUGUGACAUGCUGUCUCGCUAUCAUGCAGCCAGAAUGGCCAGCCAAGCUGCCCAGGUUGCACACCUUCCCCAACAAAAGCAGCAACAGACUCAGUCCACUCAGAUCAGAACGGUUGUCCCCUCCGAAGACCCAUCCAAGAUGGAGAACUUCUACUAUGAGAUUGGUGCACCUGAGCAUCCACAAGUGCCACCCAGCUAUGCACGCCACAGCUAUCAGAAUAUGAAGCUGGAUCUGGAGGGAAACCUCCGUCUCACUGACCCAGCCAAUCAAAGACCUAUUUCCAGGGGUUACCCUCCUCCCUACAACCCCCAAGGACCUGUGGGCAGUAGGGCUCCCCAGCUGUGGUCAUCUGAGGCCACACGAGCUUGGGCCGCAGCACAUUCUCACUCUUUCUCCUUUUCCCAUUCUCAUUCUCACCAUCGCUCCCAGGAUGGAUCAUCAGGAAAUCCUUCCCACCCUCGUCCUCAGCGACAGACAUCAUCAUCUGUCAGGUUGUCCCGCAGUGAAGUGCAUCCCUUACCCGCGUCCGCUGGAAUGGGCUCCUCUGCGGGCAUGAUGCCUCUAUCCGUUCACCCACGUAACUUGCAUCGGCCCCAGCGUUCGCCUUCUGCAGACCACACCGCCUCCCAGCUUCACCCCUACUUUGAAAAUGGGAAGGUGUGUUACCGGUACUUUGAGGCUUCCAAGCCGGAAGACUUACCACUGAAUCAGCAUCAGCAUUCUGUAUUGAAACCACCUCAGGCUUCCCCGGUGCAAGGAAUCACAAAAGAUCAAUCUGAGCCCAUCUACGUCAACUAUCCUUUCACAAACCAACCAGGAUCUGGGGUUAAUUCAAAGGGCUGGGCCACCACAAACCUUGAUGAAAAUGAUCAUCAAGCAUCUGAGACACUGGAACCACCUUCUAAGUCUCAACCGGAUGACAAGCAGAAACUUUCAGAGCAUGAAAGUCCCACAGCUAGCUUCGACAACCCUGCCCAGAACGAUGUAUCCUCAGAUUCCAAAGAGAUCAAUAUAGCAGCGUCGGCCUCCACUGCCAUGCAUUUCCGCAGCCGCUCAGAUCCCCAAACUACCAGCUCAGAGCCUGUUCAUGUCCUAACUGGGAAGGAAAUUGCCUCCUUGCUAAUUGAAAAGCUUGCAGAGGAUGAAAUUGAGGGUCCUUCAGUGCCAUCUUCUUCGUCCUCUUCUCCGCACAUCGAGCACCCUCCAAAUCCCUACGCUAACCAGCAGCAGCAACCACCACCUACAUACAAUGUCUACACUCCAGGACCCUCUCGAGGGCGCUUUGAAGGUCAAGUCCCACCUAGAGAGGGAUCUGGACCUUUCCAACGUCAAGACCCCUUGCGGAGAUCUUCUGGAGGCCAGUAUAGACAAGCUUUUGACGUCAUGCCAUCUGGCGACCAAGUCCUUAAGUUUUACAGAAGCCAAGACUUUGUCCCAGUCUCCCAGGGAGAAAGCACAACCCCUAAUCCUUAUCCCCCAAGACCAUAUUAUCAGGACCCCCCAUACCCCAAUUGGGGCCCUCAAGGCCUUCCAGAAGCUUCCCACACAUGCACUCCACCUACAGUGGCCUUCUCAAACUUAGCGCUUGGAUCAACAAGAGGAUACGGGCCCCAGACAGUGGCCAACCAAUAUAACCAAUACCCGUACCAGACAGGGUCAGUGCUUCCCCAAUAUCCCAACACACCACGACGAGAUGUUGUCCUGGAUCCAUCUCUCCGACCUCCGGGGUUGCGGAACCAGAGAGGCUUAAACCGGCAGGGAAGCCUGCCGGGACCCAAUUGGACCAUCCGAACUGAAGGCCAGACCCGUAGUUAUUGCUAAAGAGCACAACUGCCACAAAAAGUCCUGUCUUUAGACUUAAAAUGAGAUAAUAUGACGUAGACCAGUAUAAGCACUAGACUUUUAUGUUUCCUGUACAUGUUAACAUGUUGUGAAAGAAAUUGUUAACCUCCCCAAGGGGAGACAGUGUACAGAAACAAAGUUAAGUAGGGUAUGUCUUUACUAGUGUUUCUGUCUCGGAAAGACCCCACUGCAGUCCUGCGAUUAGAGUGCAUAUUGGAGUGGAAAAAGUGUACGAGAAUAAGACAUAAAGUGGAAAGGAUCAAAGAAGUGAACCAUAAAGUGGCUUAGAUAUGAAAACAUUCCAGAACACACUGUGCUGUCCAGCAGAGGGAGUCAGAGAGGUACAUAGCUGCUAUACAGGACAUUGCUCAGUGGCUAUAUUUUGUUUUUCUGCUUUCGGUUUUGUCCGGUUUAAGGUUCUUUUUGACACUAGAUCAUUCUGUGCAGGGGCACAUGCUUAAUAUGUGUUUCUUUCUCCUCAAAGUACGAUAAAAAUAACCUCAAGAGAUACUAGUGGUUUUAUGAAACUUUAUGAAGAUGGUUCGUUUUUGUUAUCUUAAUUUUUUGGCAGCAAUGUGAUAUUUCCUCUUUUUUUUUUUUUAUUGCUUUUUUUGAUGUUUCUAAGUUAUUGUAAGUUUUCAUUGGAAAAAAGUUAUUGUGAAAGUUUUAUUUUGCCUUUCUUGAAUUUAUUUCAAAGAAUGUAAAGUUUAGGACUUUGUGACCUUUUUGUUGUUUUAAUUUCUUUACAGUCUGUGUGAAUUUGAAUGAGUGUGUCUUGCCCAGAGUGUCUGAUGUUAAGCACAUAAAAAGGAACGCUAAUUGCUGAUGUCUUUGGGGAGGGUGCGUAAUUUAGAGUGCAUAUUUCUUUGAGGUACUGUUUUCUGCUCAUUCUCAAGUAAUGUGUCAGAUGAUUUUGUAUCAAUAUUGGUGUUCUAAUCCAAAGCAAGUAUUUCAGGUAGGUCACGUUCACCCUGUGUCACUCCCAGACAUCCCUGGGUUUCUGUGUGAAGGAGGAAUCCCAACCUAGCAACAUCGAAUAACUGGUACUAUUCACCACGAAACACUAAAAAUCCCUUCAAUGCCCACACAACACUAGUCUUAGAAGACUUUAUAAAAUUAAAUGUUGUUUUUUAUCAGAUACCACUUUCUGGGCUCAGUACUGUUCUAGUGAUUUUCAAAUUCAAGGCAUUAAAAAUGUCCUGGAAAUUCGUCUAAAAUUUGUUAGAGGUGGAUUCUAUAAAGAUUUGUUUAGUAAUUGGUGCCUUCUGUUAAAUAAUUGAUCAUCUUUUAAAUAAUCCUUUAUGAAAACAAAUGUUGAAGAGUUACAAACCUGGUCCUGAGCCCAGUUGCUCCUAUUUACAGUUUUCCAAAGCUUCGCACCUGUAAAUCCUGAGUAUACAAGGUCUAAAUGAGAAAGAGUGUGUGUAUGAGUGAGAAUGUGACACGGUGUGUUUGCAUGUCUGUUAUCUCUGUUGUUUUAAUACAUAUCUAUGCAGUGAAUAACCAAGGGGGAUAAGUUCCUUAAAAAAAACACUAAAAAUAUUAAUGCUACCUAUGUAUGUCAGCAGACCUGUGAGCGUGUAUGUUCCAGUGAGAGAGGUCAUGCAUGUGGCUUUGAGGGUAUAUACAUGUCCAACAAUCUCCCCUUCAGCCUUUAGCACUUUGCUAAAGGCAGUUCAUCCUAUUUUGUAUAAUUUUCAAAUAUGUGAAUUAAAACCUUGGACACCGUCAUUGAUGAAA
Ctenopharyngodon idella (grass carp) is the source of this 9110-nucleotide messenger RNA. It is a transcript of the gene arhgap33, whose product is annotated as Rho GTPase activating protein 33. Gene Ontology annotation, cellular component: nucleoplasm; cell cortex; fibrillar center. NCBI's taxonomy places the organism in Eukaryota, Metazoa, Chordata, Actinopteri, Cypriniformes, Xenocyprididae. Bases 1623 to 7349 code for a protein of 1908 amino acids. The record is from RefSeq and is a predicted model, not a curated record. Gene Ontology annotation, biological process: small GTPase-mediated signal transduction. The transcript has 25 exons. Gene Ontology annotation, molecular function: protein binding; GTPase activator activity; phosphatidylinositol binding.